AUGGAGCAAGAGAAAAUAAUUCAAUAUUUGAAGGCUUUUUUCGAAAAGAUUCCUGAACGUAUCCGAGGUGCAAUCUUAAUUGGCUCAUUUGGAAGAGAAGAAGGUUCAUUGUUAUCAGAUAUUGAUAUUGAAUUACUUGUCAUUGAAGAUCAGCUUGACAUCGAUGAAUUUACGAAUGAAAUUGUCGAACUUUUCAAACAUUCCGAGGAAUCAUUAAUCGUUAAACAUACGAUUUGGUUAGCAAACCAGCGAAAGCUUGCUCUUUAUCAUGGAUCUGAACUUCUCCUGACAGAACUUUAUCUUUACACUGAACUAUCACAAUUUGAUAAAUAUUUUCUCGGUUCUCGCAUAACUGACUUAAACAAAUGUAUUUUAAUUGAUCACUGCAAUGUAAUUCGUCCGCAUCUCGAAACUAUUCUCAAAUUGCCUUACGAUGAUCCUCAAGGUUUAAUCCGUGAAUUGGUUUCCAGCAUACAAUUCACAUUAGAAUCAACCUACACAGCUAAACGACGCGAUGAUCCAUACAAAUACUAUUUUCUGUUCAAUAUUGUUCUCCAUGAACUUGUUAGACUUGCUUAUGUCUUAGAUGGCAAGAUAGAAUACAAUUACAAUCCCCCUCGAUCUGCUGUCAAUGCAGAUUUGUUACCCUCGAUGGAUUUAACGAAAAGCGAUAUGCAUAUGAAAAAUCUCAUUGCGUUUUUUUUUCAACAACUCGAUCGAAUCGAUAAGAACGAAGCGAUUUUAACAAGAAAAGCACGUGAAUUUUGUGAAGAUUUAAUGAAACGAAAAUAG
Adineta ricciae is the source of this 792-nucleotide messenger RNA. The record is from the annotation of a GenBank genome assembly. NCBI's taxonomy places the organism in Eukaryota, Metazoa, Rotifera, Eurotatoria, Adinetida, Adinetidae.